AUGAAGCUGAUUGAGAUUUCGGUGCUUCUGUGCGCGCUCAACGUCGCUGCCUUGCCUCGAGAUAUGGAUAGACCGUUGGUGGAGCAGUGUUCCAACAAUCAGCUAUCCUGCUGCUCAAACCUGAAAAACACGGCCAAUGCUAAUAUAGACAACGUUGAUCAAACCAUGGAUAUCGGCAAUCCCGUCGCAGUGCUCGGUGCUGUGUCUGUUCUCGUUGGCAAUACUCUUAGCCAGGCCGUGGAGGCCCUUCCUAUUAGCAUUCUGUCUGGCUGUGCCCCCCUCAUAGCAGCUUCUAAAACAGGUGUCUAG
Penicillium nucicola is the source of this 309-nucleotide messenger RNA. RefSeq lists its product as uncharacterized. The record is from RefSeq and is a predicted model, not a curated record. The coding region runs from base 1 to 309 and encodes 102 amino acids. The transcript has 2 exons. Lineage: Eukaryota; Fungi; Ascomycota; Eurotiomycetes; Eurotiales; Aspergillaceae.